Molecule: messenger RNA, 1248 nt
Organism: Mangifera indica (mango)
Lineage: Eukaryota; Viridiplantae; Streptophyta; Magnoliopsida; Sapindales; Anacardiaceae
Product: probable 2-oxoglutarate-dependent dioxygenase AOP1
Exons: 3
Coding region: 65-1012 (315 amino acids)
Molecular function (GO): dioxygenase activity
Source: RefSeq, a predicted model, not a curated record
UUUUUGCCUAUAAAAUCAGUACUUCCAUUUAUUGGUGAAAAUCCAACCUUCUCUCUGAAAAAUUAUGGCUUCCCAGAUAGUACUAAAACUCCCUGUCGUAGACUUAUCAUUGAGGGAAGAUUUAAGGCCUGGUACAGAAACUUGGUAUUCGAUUUGCAAAGAUGUAUGCGAUGCUCUAGAAGAGUAUGGCUGCUUUGUAAUCGAAUGCAAACAAGUAUCUUUACAUCUUCACAACGAAAUCUACAGUGCUGUCGAGGAUUUGUUCACUUUGCCAUUAGAAAUCAAACAGCAGAAAGCUGCUCAUCGCGAUGACUGGCCAAUCGGAAGGGCGUAUUCGUAUGACCCUAGACAUGAGCGCAUAGACACUGAAAAUUUAACCACUUUAGAAGGAGCUCAGAAUUUCACCAAUCUCAUGUGGCCUUCCGGAAAUGACCGAUUCUGUAAAAGUGCUCAUGAGAUGUCGAAGAUAAUGAUGAAUUUAGAUCAAACGAUAGUGAGAAUGGUAUUCCAAAACUAUGGGGCAGAGAAAUACUAUGAUUCUCAUAUUCAGUCAACAGAAUAUAUUACUGGCUCCGCCAAGUAUAAAGAAUCUGAGACGAAUGAGAAUUAUUUGGGUCUUUUAGGCCACACUGAUAAGUCAUUUUCAACCAUGCUUCAUCAGAACGGUGUUAAUGGAUUGGAGAUUCGAACAAAAGAUGGGCAGUGGAUUCUUUAUGAUCCUCCCUCGCAUUCGUCGUUCAUAUACCUUGCUUCUGAAGCAUUCAAGGCAUGGAGCAAUGGCAGAAUACGUUCAUGUUACCAUCGAGUCAUUAUGGGUGGAAACAAAAAGAGACUUUCAUUAAUAUUUACAACGCUUCACGAAGGGCCAGUGUUAAGUGUUCCUGAGGAACUAGUUGAUGGGGAACACCCUUUACGAUACAAGCCAUUUAAUCACCGUGAAUUUCGAAAAUUAAAUAUAGAAUAUGGGAUGAAGAGAAUUGAUUAUUCCAUUGAAGCUCACUGUGGUGUCUAAUCAAUCACUUUUCGUCCUCAAUAUUCAUCUUAUCUUCCUAUCUACUAUAUCCGUUUCAUAAGUGCUGUCGUAGCAGGCAUAUUUUCCUUCCUUUUUACUUGCUAAGUGUCCCAGGGAUACUAUCAUAUACUAUCAAAUUUGUACCUUAUUGAUACUAUUUUUAAUAUUAAGCUUACUUGUAUAUUUUAAUAAUCCCCUCCUUGAGGAAGAAUAAAGCUUUGCAUCCCAUUCAUAAA